Messenger RNA from Plodia interpunctella (Indianmeal moth), 3827 nucleotides. RefSeq names its product serine-rich adhesin for platelets-like. The transcript is spliced from 3 exons. NCBI's taxonomy places the organism in Eukaryota, Metazoa, Arthropoda, Insecta, Lepidoptera, Pyralidae. The coding region runs from base 49 to 3651 and encodes 1200 amino acids. The record is from RefSeq and is a predicted model, not a curated record.
CACAAUUUGAAACUGUUAGAACAUCCCGCCGUAGGAAAAGCACUCGAAAUGAAUUUGGUCAUCAUAGCCGCUGUGAUAGCGGUAGCCGGUGCCGCCAAACUCGACCGCACGUACCUUCCACCAGCUUCAGCCAAAACUGCCGGCGGGAACCCUGGGGAACUCCAGACUCCUUUCUCAUCCUUCAACCAAGAAUUAAGUGGCACUUAUAAUGCAAAUUCUGCGAAAGGUGUUGAACAAGCUACUUUUUCAUCCUUCAAUCAAGGAUUAGGUGGCACUCCAAAAACAUCAGCUUCUGCCAAAACUAGUGAUCAGACUUCUUUCUCAUCUUUCAAUCAAGGACUUGGAGGCAUUCCUAAAGGAGGCUUCGAAAAUGAUUUCAAAGGAGUAGUAGUUGAUGCUGCCUCACCUGGCACACGAGCGUCAGGUCACGGUGAGACAGGAUUGGGAGCUCCAAGGAUAGCAUAUGGAUCAACGAACUCCAAAGUAGGAGAUGCGGCAUUCAGAGGCUCUGACGCUGGAUUCCGUCAACAAUUCGGAAAUGGACAGAAUCAAGCUACAACACAGAAUCAAAUCCCUGAUGGACAAACUGCGGGGACCACUUUCAACGCUCAAAGUUUCGCCCAAAAUCCUGGACAAUUUGUGUCGAAUUACCAAAGGUCUCAGGGUUUGAUUACGCGUGACCAAAACGCUAAUACUGUCAGGUUCGAUAGUAACGUUGGUACGGACAGCUUCAGUUAUUCUUUCGAGACUGAUAAUGGGAUUUCUGCUGACGAGUCUGGAGUAGCGACGAAUGGUGUUCAAGCUCAGGGUGGUUUUUCCUAUACUGGUGAUGAUGGCCAGGUUUAUAGUGUGACGUAUACUGCAGAUGAAGGAGGGUACCAACCUAAAGGAGAUCAUCUUCCAACACCUCCUCCUAUUCCUGAGGAGAUUUUGAAGUCUUUAGAACAAAACGCAAGGGAAGAAGCGGCUGGGUUAGUCGAUGAUGGCUCGUACGACGCUCAGAAGUAUAAUGAAGGGGGCGAUUACACGGAUGAUGGUGCCACACACAAUGGCAGACAGCCCGCGUUUGUGAACCGACCUGAAUCUGACGUCACUGCUAGUGGCACGUUCAUCAAUCAAAAUAAUCAGCCUUUUGUCAGACCUGACGGCAAUGGACAAGCAGAACAGUCCGAACAUACAAAUACUGCAAAUACUGGGUCAUCGCAUUCAAAUUUCGGAUCUUCACAUAACAAAUUCGCACAAGCUGCAGCAUCAUCCAAUUCACCUACUGGUUUCGGUCAAGCCAAUCAAGUUAUUCCUAAUAGAUUCCAGCAAAAUAGACCAACUGGAAACACAGAACCUAAAGACUCUGAAAACGCUAACACAUUUGUCAGCCCCACCUUUGAGACUAACUCCCAAACUGGAAUUUCUCAGAAUUUUAUUCAAGGACAAUCUAAACCUCAGCAAGCAUCCUUUGGAAAACCACAAGCAACUUCACAAACCUUCAAUGGAGAGACAACUACAGGAUCUAUCAAUACUAAUAAUGCGUUCGGACAAUCUUCAAACAAUGGCUUUGGUCAAAGGCAUCCAACAAGUUCUAAUGGAAAUACUUUUGGUAACAAUGAGUAUUUACCUCCAGUUAAUGGAAAUAAUAGAAGACCUUCCCAGUCCACGCCUCAAAAACCAAACUCCUUAGAAGCAACUCAAGGUUUCAAUCAAUUUGCUCAAACAUCUUCUACGUCUCAAGCCACAUCACCACCAGUUUUUCCAUCAGGCACGCAGACUAAUAUAGAUACUACUAGACCACAAUUUGGUGCAUCCCAAGGUAAUCAGUUUGCUAGCAACCAAAAACCUGCAGGUUCAGUAACCUCACAAAACUUUGGAAAUUUGCAAUCUAACGGUAAACCAUCGUUUGGUGGAUCUCAAACUUCACCUACUCCAAGCCAUUCAUCUGGCAGUUUUCCAUCCUUCCAACCACUGCAGUCUACUGCCCAGCCUUCAACAGAGUUAACAACUCCGUUUGAGAACACACCUCUUUCACAACAAGGAAACAAUCAGCAAUCAGUAUUUGGAUCGUUUAAUACACAAUCUAGUCAAAAUCGUCCAAUACAAUCUCCUUUCGGAGCUCAGCCCAAUAAAAAUGAUGUGUCUCAGUUUACUUCAACAUCAGCAUCAUCGUUUACCUCAGCAACAUCUUCUAGUGUUCAAGGAUUCAAUUCAAGGCCACAAUCCAAUAUCCAGCCUUCUUCAUUCACCAACCAGAGACCACAAGGUUCUAGCCAAUCAAAUCAACAAAAUAACUUUGCACAAUCUCAGUCACAAAAUAUGUUGACUGAAAACCAGUCCAACGAUGCCCAGUUUGCACCAAGUACUCAAAGACCCAUAUUUAGUCAAAACACCCAAGCCCAGGGUCCUGAUGAUUCGUAUUAUUACAAUCAGCCAUCAAAAUCUUUCAAUACACCGAAUACUCAAGCUCAGGUUUCCAGAUUUCCUAAUACGCCAUUUAAUCAAUUUAAUAGAGUGACCCAGAGGCCUACGUUCUCAUCUCAGAGCAACGGUCAAGGUAGCACUGCUCAAAAUAAUCAGCCCCAAGGAUCAAACAGGUAUCCUCGACCACCUACUCUGUCUUCAGUAGCACCUACUUCCCCUACUCUAGGAAGUACGACGGCAUAUUUCAAUGGAAUAACUCAAGCGUCUGCUUCGGCGUUUACUGGGGCUCCUACACCUUCCUCACAAUUCGGAUCUCAAAGUGCCUUCCCCACUUUUGGUAGAAAACCCGCUCAGCAGACAAGUGGUCAGUUUAGCCAAGCUUCUGCUCAAACAGCCUCAAGUCAGUCAAGUUUUGACAAACAGCCUACAGCGCCACCUCAGUCCUUCUCAAACAUCAACAGGAAUCAAUUCAAGCAACAAAACUCGUUCCAACAGACAACAAACAAUGCUAAUCAGCAACCUGCAAACACUGAUGAUUCACCAGCCGUAACAAGCCAACAAUACAAUGGUGAAAUAUACGAAUACACCAAACCGGCUCAGACUCUGCCCCCUCCAACUGAAGAAGACAAAAAAGCAGGAUUUGGUCAGUUCGGACGUCAACCAACAAAGCCUACACUUUCACAGCAGCAAACGACUCAAGAACCCAGUGAUUCUCAAUCUGGCUCAACCCAAAAUAGACCUCAAUUGCCAGCUCAACAAAAUUUUGGACAAAAGAUACAGACAAGCCAACAGUUCCAAUCCAAUAUUCAAACGAACAGGCCACAAUUUGGUCAGCAAACAACGCCUUCAGGAAACAUAAAUCCUACCCAAGCAUCAUCUUUUACCCAGUCACAGAGUAAUCAAUUUACUGCCCAAGCUAGCGUUAAUGUUAAUAGCCAAUCUGCUCAACAGUUUGGUUCUAGACCUUUCAAAAGUCAGCCUACACACUCAAAUGAACAGAGCAUUCAGCAAUCAGGAUCUCAGGGAGAAAACAGACCAAUUUGCUGCAAACCUUUCGUCCAUGAUAUACAACCUACUCAGUCCAAUCAAUUCUCAAGCCAAAAUCAAUUCGGGGUUUCCGACUUCACAGCCCAAGGUUUUAAGGCUGAUCAACCAUCAGCGCAAAGCGUGGCAGGCAAAGGUGAAGUAUUCGGUGGUCCCAGAAAGCCUCCAAGUUUUGACGAAACUGGAUAUCAUUAUUAAGAGUGCCAUAUGAUAAGUAUUAGUGUAAUAUGGCAUGUUGUCAAAAUUAAUAUAAAUAGGUACUGUAAGUGAUUAUAAUUUAAAAUUAUUUUGUACCAAUUGAAAGUAUGAAAACAUAUGACGGAGUUGUAAUAAAUUAUUGUAAAUAAAUAAAAGAUUGGACAUUUUUUUUUUCA